AUGGAUACAAAAAAACUUCCCGAGAGGUUCUUCAGGAAGAAGGCAGAGGCCUUCAACCGAAAGGUUAAAUAUGCUAAACAAAGUGUCACUCAGGUAGCGGCACUACACAAUGUUUUGCCUGGCUAUCUUGAGAAGGAACGUGAAAAUGAGAUAAUCACUCAAGAUGCUAUGUUGAAAGAAGUUGAUAUUGGUUCCGCAACUAAGCGUUUUGAUGUUAAACUACAGUAUGGACCGUAUGCGAUUGAUUAUUCACGAAACGGCAGAUUCUUAGCCCUGUGUGGUAAAUCAGGUCACAUAGCGGCAUUCGACUGGAUGGUGAAGAAGCCUCUUUUUGAGAUCACUGUCUCUAACGAAUGCAAGGAUGUUAAGUUUCUUCAUCAAGAAACGUUCGUUGCCGUUGCAGAGAAAAGAUAUGUUUCCAUAUAUGACAAUCAGGGCUUAGAAGUACAUUGCUUGAAAAAACUGAAUGGGAUAUUACGAAUGGAAUUUCUCCCGUAUCAUUUCCUUCUGGUGUCUUCCGCUGACAAUGGAUUUCUUUAUUACCUAGACUGUUCUAUUGGUACGAUUGUCGCUUCAAUACCUACAUAUAUGGGGCGCCUUGGUGUUAUGUGUCAAAACCCUUCUAACGGAGUUAUUUGCACAGGACACAACGAUGGUGUUGUGUCUAUGUGGGUACCUUCAGAGAAGUCAUACGUUAUCAAAAUGUUCGCACACCCAACUGCCAUUACUUCGAUUGCUUGCGACCAAACUGGAAGCUACUUGGCAACCUGUGGAGUUGACCGAAAACUAAAGAUUUGGGACUUGAGAUCCACUUAUGAUCCUCUUUCCGAAAUCUUGCUGCCUAUGUCUGCUUCAACAAUUAAUUUCAGUCAGAAAGGUUUAUUAGCAUUGGGUGCUGCUAAUACCGUACAGAUUUUACGUGACCCCCAUUCCAUUCCACCGUCCAAUGCAUCAAAAAUCUUUGAAGCCAUUUCACCUAAUGUUAACCGACGAGUAAUUUCGAAUGCUUAUCUUUCUCACUAUGCGGUUCAUCCAGUUUAUCGUGUACGAUUUUGUCCUUAUGAAGACGUUUUAGGAGUAGGUAGUUCCGCUGGGAUUUCAUCCAUUCUUUGUCCUGGGAGCGCAGAACCUAAUUAUGAUGGUUUAGAAGAAAAUCCUUUUGCCAAUAAACGUUAUAGGCAAGAAAGGGAAGUUAAACGACUUUUGGAUAAGAUUCCAUAUACAAUGAUUUCAUUAAAAUCAAUCGUUGGUGAAGUUCGUCGUGAAGACAUUUUAGAAGAAUGGGAAAAGAAGAAAGCUGUAUUACUUGGACAAGUUCCCAAAGUCGAUACACCUGCUAUUAAACGAAAUAAACAAAAAGGUAGAUCAAAACCUGGCCGAAUCGAGGCAAAAAAGCAAAAUAUACACUUUGAACGUAAAAUGUUUACUAUCAAAGAAGUUUUAGGUGUACGGGAAGCGGAAGAGAAGUUACGACGAAAAAUUUCUUACAAAAAAUUCAAUGAUAUAAGCACAUUACCGAGACCUAGUGAAGCUUUAGUAACAAAAAAGAAAUUAUCGAAAAGACGCACAAACACUGCUCUUGAUGUGUUGAUUCCACCAAAAGAAUUUUAAUCUUUAAAUCUUAAUUUCCUUAUCGUUCUCUAACUAACUGUUUGUCUUCAAGUUCUUUUCUUAAAUUUCCCACUAAACUUUUUUAAAAUCAAC
Schistosoma margrebowiei is the source of this 1704-nucleotide messenger RNA. The record is from the annotation of a GenBank genome assembly. NCBI's taxonomy places the organism in Eukaryota, Metazoa, Platyhelminthes, Trematoda, Strigeidida, Schistosomatidae.